This is a messenger RNA of Colletotrichum paranaense, 456 nucleotides long. RefSeq lists its product as uncharacterized. NCBI's taxonomy places the organism in Eukaryota, Fungi, Ascomycota, Sordariomycetes, Glomerellales, Glomerellaceae. The transcript is spliced from 2 exons. The coding region runs from base 1 to 456 and encodes 151 amino acids. The record is from RefSeq and is a predicted model, not a curated record.
AUGAAGAUUUGCUUCCAGACGGUCGAUGUCGUGCAUUCAGAAGACUGGAGGAUGAACCCUUCAGGGCGAGGUACUCGCCGUCUGCAAAGUGAAGCUCGUUCAAGGUCGAAAUCAGACUGUGACGGUUCUUCACCAACGUCAUCAAAUGGCCGUGAAGUAACAGACAGUCAAGCCUGGGACCGCGAGGUGCUUGUCCAGGUAUCUUCACUACAACAGACAAACUUCCACGCGGUGAAGCUACUACCGCGGCACCGCGACCCAUCAGAGUGGCACAUCUCGGUGAGAUCUAGGGGCAAAGACGGUGAGGAUGAGGAGACCAUCAUCGUGGACGACUCGAUGCAGAACAAGUUCAACAUCAGGUGCAACGCUCUGGUCUACGAUCACGAGCACGAGGACUUGAUCUCCAUGUUAAACAUGUCACCGACGACGGUCGCCUGUAUGGUGAAAAGGGGAUGA